Molecule: messenger RNA, 2710 nt
Organism: Theobroma cacao (cacao)
Lineage: Eukaryota; Viridiplantae; Streptophyta; Magnoliopsida; Malvales; Malvaceae
Gene: LDL1
Product: LSD1-like 1
Cellular component (GO): nucleus
Molecular function (GO): oxidoreductase activity; protein binding
Source: RefSeq, a predicted model, not a curated record
UUUUAUUGGCAAAAUCAUAGUCUCGUGAUAAACCUUAAAAUAAAACCCAAAAAAUGGAGCCUCCCCAGGACACCUCCGAGAACCCUAACGAUGUUGUUUCCGACGACUUCUCCUCACCGGAGAAUACCAAUCCGGAAGACCAAGAAAACCCUGGCGCCACACUCGAGCCCCCUAUUUCGGAUUCCCAAGAUGAAUCCUCCGACCCCGUCCCCGACGAGCAGCCCCAGAACACUAAUUCAAACCCCGCCGAGCCUGGCCCUCCCGUUCGUAGACGACGCCGCAGAAAGCGUUUCUUCACUGAACUCAAUGGCAACCCUUCGUUCUCGAAGAACCGUCGCCCUAGGAUAUCAGGCCUCGCUAAAGAAAUGGACACGGAAGCUUUAAUCGCAAUCUCGGUCGGUUUCCCUGUUGAUUCUCUUACUGAAGAGGAAAUCGAAGCUAAUGUGGUGUCAAGAAUCGGAGGCCAAGAGCAAAGUAACUACAUCGUCGUAAGAAACCACAUUCUCGCUCGCUGGAGAUCCAAUGUUUCUGUCUGGUUGACGCGUGACCACGCGCUCGAAUCAAUCCGAGCCGAACACAAGAACCUAGUUGACUCUGCGUACAAUUUUCUUCUUGAACACGGUUACAUUAACUUUGGUUUAGCCCCGGCUGUUAAAGAAGCGAAAUUGAAGUCAUUGGAUGGCGUGGAAAGAGCCAAUGUAGUGAUUGUGGGUGCGGGUCUUGCGGGUUUGGUUGCGGCGAGGCAGUUAGUUUCGAUGGGGUUUAAAGUUGUCGUCUUGGAAGGUAGGUUGCGCCCUGGGGGGCGCGUGAAGACAAGGAAGAUAAAGGGUGAUGGCGUGGUGGCUGCAGCGGAUCUUGGUGGGAGUGUCCUCACCGGAAUAAAUGGGAAUCCACUUGGGGUUCUUGCGAGGCAAAUGGGAUUACCUCUUCAUAAGGUGCGAGAUAUUUGCCCCUUGUAUUUGCCAGAUGGAAAGGCAGUAGAUGCUGAUGUUGAUUCUAGGAUAGAGGUUUCUUUUAAUAAGUUAUUGGAUAGAGUUUGUAAGCUUAGGCAUGCUAUGAUUGAGGAAGUUAAAUCUGUUGAUGUUCCAUUAGGGACUGCGCUAGAAGCCUUUAGGAGUGUUUACAAGGUAGCUGAGGAUUCACAGGAGAGGAUGCUGUUGAAUUGGCAUCUUGCAAAUUUAGAAUAUGCUAAUGCUUCCUUGAUGUCUAAUUUGUCCAUGGCAUAUUGGGAUCAAGAUGACCCAUAUGAGAUGGGUGGUGAUCAUUGUUUUAUACCUGGGGGCAAUGAGAGGUUUGUUCGAGCACUUGCUGGGGACCUUCCUAUUUUUUAUGGGAGGACUGUGCAGAGUAUCAGGUAUGGUAUUGAUGGGGUUAGGGUUUAUGCAGGUGGACAGGAGUUUCGUGGGGAUAUGGCUCUUUGCACAGUUCCAUUAGGAGUUCUUAAGAAGGGAUCGAUAGAAUUUGUUCCUGAGCUUCCACAAAGAAAGAAGGAUGCUAUUCAGAGACUAGGAUAUGGGCUGCUGAAUAAGGUUGCAAUGUUGUUUCCAUACAAUUUUUGGGGUGGAGAGAUUGAUACUUUUGGCCAUCUGACAGAAGACUCUAGUAUGAGAGGCGAGUUCUUUUUGUUUUAUAGCUAUUCUUCUGUGUCAGGAGGACCACUUCUUGUUGCUCUUGUUGCAGGGGAUGCAGCAAUUAAGUUUGAAAUGAUGUCUCCUGUUGAGUCUGUGAAAAGGGUAUUAAACAUAUUGCGGGGGAUCUUUCAUCCAAAAGGGAUUGUUAUUCCAGAUCCUGUUCAGGCUGUUUGUACCCGGUGGGGGAAAGAUUGCUUCACAUAUGGAUCCUACUCUUAUGUUGCUAUUGGUUCAUCGGGGGAUGAUUAUGAUAUUCUUGCUGAGAGUGUUGGAGAUGGCAGAGUUUUCUUUGCAGGUGAGGCAACUAAUAAGCAGUAUCCUGCCACAAUGCAUGGAGCUUUUCUAAGUGGCAUGAGAGAGGCUGCUCACAUACUUAGAGUGGCCAGGAGGAGGUCAUUGGCUCUGAGUGACAAAGUUAAUAGUGAUGACGAGGAAAGUGAUGGUUUGAAUAUAUUAUUUGAGAACCCUGACCUGACAUUUGGGAGCUUCUCAGCUGUUUUUGAUCCCAUUUCGAAUGAUCUUGGAUCUCAUGCAUUAAUAAGGGUCAAAUUCCACGGGGAUAAAUUGGACUCGAGUUUCUUGUGUCUUUAUGGCUUGAUAACAAGGAAGCAGACCAUUCAGUUAAGUGAACUGAAUGGAGAUGGGAACAGGAUGAAUUUGUUACAUCGCAACUUUGGGGUGAAGUUGGUUGGUAGGAAAGGAUUAUCAAAUAUGGGGGAGGCUCUUGUCUCACGCAUCAAAGCAGCGAAAUUUAAUCACAACGUAGGGGACUAGGGCUAAUGCUUCGGUGUUUGCCUCACCAGCUUUCCAAGCAUGAGAAAGAUGCUGCUGACUCGUUGGCAUGUCUCACGUUUGACUUUCUUUCCAUCAAACACUGGAUUGAUUCAAAUCGUUUGUAUUGGUAAUAACUAAUAACUAAUGGUAAGUAUUCCCACAUUCAAAGGGGUCCAGGUUAGUGAAUUUCAAUCUAGAACACGAUUCAUUCAGUUACCCGAUACUUGUAAUUCAUUGUUAAAAUUCCUUUUGAGGAAAUGCUGGAUUUCCAGUUCUUGCGUAUUCUGAUUGUGUCAAUCCUUCCA